Molecule: messenger RNA, 1290 nt
Organism: Ceraceosorus bombacis
Lineage: Eukaryota; Fungi; Basidiomycota; Exobasidiomycetes; Ceraceosorales; Ceraceosoraceae
Source: the annotation of a GenBank genome assembly
AUGCAUUUGACCGCCGCCUCUACAUUGUUGUUCCUGUCGACAGCUUUGCAGGCCAGCGCUUCCAUCUUGCCAGCUUGGUACUUUGACAAAGCCACAUCGACAACGACUUUGGCCGCUGCUCCUACAUGCAACGGUCAUGCUGAGCUUUGCGGCAAGUCUUAUGCCGACGUUGUCUACAUCGGAGCGCACAAUAGCUACGCUGUGGGAGAUGGAGUGAGCGACAAUCAGGCGGUGAACAUCACAACCACUCUUGAAGGCGGCAUUCGAUUGAUCCAAGGGCAGGCGCAUGAAAAUUACGGCGUCUUUCGAUCGAGCGAGUCCAAUCCUAGCGAACUCUCAUUAUGCCACACGUCUUGUCUGUUACAAGAUGGAGGUUCGCUCGAGGACUAUUUGAGAAGCGUCAGAGCUUGGCUGGACGAGAAUCCACGAGAAGUUCUGACGAUCUUGAUGACGAAUCCGGAUAGAGUGGACAUUAGACGCUGGGAGGCGGGCUUCAAUUCAACUGGCUUCAAUGCGAACAACACGUGGUGGCCCGACAACAAGCGCGCAGAUGGCAGCUACGGACCUAGCCCUUCAAGAGAUCAGUGGCCGACUCUUGGUGAGAUGAUUGAUCAAGACAAGAGGGUGGUUAUCUUCCUCGACUACGCAUCAGAUCGCGAUCAGGUCUCCUGGAUUCUUGCAGAAUUUGAUUCCAUCUACGAGAACCCCUUUGAUCAGCUUGGUGAGAUUGCACCCGAAAAGUCUGUGCGUGGAGUUCGAGCAGCAGCCCUGACCGCCACAGCGAUCUUGUGCCCGCAGAGUUGCCUUUCAACUGUUCCGUCGAUCGCGGCCGUUCCGAUGGCACGUUGGCACUGCUGAACAAUAACAAGAACACCCAACCACUGGGUAGCACUGUGGCUAUCUCGACUCCCGACCGCAAUGCCACCUCCACGACCAAUUCUGCAGACGGAGAGAACGGCAUCGUAAGCACAGUGCAACGCUGUGCUUCAGAGACGAAGACUCGCGCAACCUUCGUCUUGGUCGAGUGAGUCGCCUUCCGUGCCGGGUGGAGGUAUGCAUUCGUAUGCUAGCGCUGACGAGCCGAUCGGUACCACGGUACCAAGCUACUGGGACACGCCCGCCAAAAACGGCGUGGCCGAAGCCGCUGCCCGACUGAAUAACGUUUCGCGACCUGGGAGCGCCAACGAUGUUAUCCCCUCAUCUGCUUCUCGCUCCAUCCUCCAACAUCCGUCGGCAUUUCUUGUACCACAUGUGGCUGCUGUGUUUGCCUUGGGGCUUGCUUUGCUGUAA